This is a messenger RNA of Gigantopelta aegis, 2243 nucleotides long. RefSeq lists its product as uncharacterized. The transcript is spliced from 2 exons. NCBI's taxonomy places the organism in Eukaryota, Metazoa, Mollusca, Gastropoda, Neomphalida, Peltospiridae. The coding region runs from base 967 to 1389 and encodes 140 amino acids. The record is from RefSeq and is a predicted model, not a curated record.
UCUGUGAAAUAAAGUAGACGAACAUUUCAAGGCGACACCCAAAACAUAAAAGCGUAUACGUUUGUUCUGUUCCGUUAGUAUUUGCCAAGAUUUUAUCAGUUUGUGUGCGAAGAAGUAUAGAUUCGUCGCGAUAACAGCUAAAACCACAACAUUCGACUGAGCAUCGACUGCGGAAAUGGCCGUGCAUGUGUCUUGGAUGGGUAAAUAGUGAUGCCAAACAACAUAUUUUAAGGGUGUAAACUUCAAAACCAAACUCGCACACUUGAGGUGGACAGAUCGCAAGAAGUCAGUAUGUGUGGAAAUUGUUCAGUGAUGUCAAGUAUAUAUAAUUAUGAUAUGGACAUAGUGAUGUGUUUUAUUUUGUGAAUGUGAAUGGCAUUUUAAGCAGAACGAAACAGUGAAACGGACAAAAAGAGGAAUCUUGUCGUUAUUUUCAAGAAUGUUUGCAUGAGUAUGUUUUUAUUACUGAGGUGUUGCCACACGGAAGCCAUUCUAGAACACAAGAAUAUUCCCAUUCAAAACACAUUUUAGAGCGUUCAAACCUAUUCAAAAUUGUAGAACAUAUCAACGUUGAAUGAUAUAGAUUUUAUGACUGAUUUUAGGUUGACUUUGAAAUCUAGAAAGCAUUCAAGAAAGGAUUCAAGAAAAGAUUACAGAGUUUUGAAUUCUGGAGAAGAUUCUUUGACAAAAAUACUUUUGAUUUUCUGAAAGAAUUCAAGGCAGGAUACUGGAUGAAUGUCACAAAAGGAAGAUCUUUGAACAUCGGAACGUUGAAGUCUAAGAAUAUUAUGUUUUAUGAGGAAUUUAAAAUCUAGAAAAUAUUCGAAAUAGGAUAAGGGCGCUGGAUUCUAGUUAGAAUAUUAGUCGUUAAACUCAAGCUAGGAAUCGCGGAAGAAGGACGUUGGUUUAUUAAAAGGAAACGGUAAAAGGGUCAGUAUUGGCGAUCUACCGUAAGGAAAUACCACAAUGGCUGUGACUGCAAUGCUUAUGUUCUUCAUGACCUUUUAUAUAGUGGCCCUACCGUCUCCAUCCCAGGCCAUCAUCAACUACACAACAGAGCCAACGUCUACGACAUUCUCCUUGUACCUGAACGGCGUCACUAUGGAGGACGACUGCAUCUGUGGGUGUUCGUCGUCAAACAGCUCGGGCAUCGAGGCGGAGAUCGCCGCCAUUUACAAGAAACUUUACCUGGACGCGACGACCACGUCACAGUAUCGACGGAAACGCACGAGCGCUGAAGACCCCCGACCGUCAGCCCAAGGAAUUGGUUACAGCGGAAUAAUAUGUCUCGUUGUCGCGUUUCUGUUUUUCUUCGUGUCCGAUGUUUUGAACGUCGCUAUGCUGUUUGGUAACAUGAAACCUCCAGUGAUAACUGGGAAGCAGUCCUAAUUCGCAAUGAGUUAAGUUUGUUUUUGUUUAACGACACCUCUAGAGCACAUUGAAUUAUUAAUCAUCGGCUAUUGGAUGUCAAACAUUUGGUAAUUUUAACAUAUAGUCUUAGAGAGGAAACUCGCUAUAUAUUUUUUUCCAUUAGUAGCAAGGGAUCUUUUAUAUGUACUAUCCUACAGACAGGAUAGCACAUACCACGGCCUUUGGUAUACCAGUCGUGGUGUAACGCGCAAUGAAGUCAAUCCAUGAAUGCAGUGAAGUCAAUCUGCCGGCAUCCACGAAGCGUGUGGGUUGUUUUAAGCCAAUAUUUGUUUUGGUUUGGUUUCACGCAAACGAAAAUAGAAAGUGUGGUAAAACGUCUUUUACUGACAUAUUCUACAGAACACGAAACCAAAUAAAAUGUGUUUAGAUCAAUAUGGAAGUACUAAAUAUGUAGGUAACAGGGCCUUACCCUGAUCAAAAUCCUUGGGGGGGGGGGGGGGUCACUGCUUUUUAUAAACAAAUGAAACACUAUACAAAUUAAACCCUGAGAUGUAUAUGCUAUAUUGCCCCCCCCCCCCCGCCCUCCUGAACCCCCACCCACCCCCCUCAGAGGGUACGGCCCUGGGUAAUGUACUGACUGGGAACUGUUUGGCAGCCAUUUUAAUUUGGUGUAAAGGCGCAGACCUUAGUUUCAACCCGUAAAAAUUGACACUAAGUUUUGUUAAGUUACACCAGGGUGAAACAAGAGUUUGAAGUUGAAACGGUGAAAUACCGUUAAAAAUAGACUAAAACUCGACUCCAUAACUGUUACUUCUUAGACGCACGUGCGUUUAAAAAACACACAAUUAAAUGCAUUUUGUGGUAUUAGAAAC